CUGAGCGAUCAUAGAAUUGACAGAUGCCGUAGAGAUCGUUUACAAAUAGGAACACUUUUACUCACCGCAGUUUGUUUCCGCCCGGACGUAAUUUACAGAAACUCAGGCUGCCAGCUGAUUCGAGCUGUGUAGACGUGUACUAGUUAUCAUCCAUCGCUUGUAAUCUUUCUUUAAUUGUUAAGGCUUCGCAAUCUAGGCAUUUUACAUUUGAACAACGGAGUAGCUAGUGUGCCUUAUUCCUUAUAGAAACAUGACCUCAGUCGAAGAACUGAAGCUACGAGUGAGGGAGCUGGAGAAUGAGUUGAUCAAGUGUAAGCAAAAGCGAUGUACGGCGAUGUGUGCCGAGGAACCUGCUGACAACAACCAACCUCAUCACAGACCAAGGAUCGACAAAAUGAGUGCUGAAGUAGUAGAUUCAAACCCUUACAGGUAGCUAUGUUAGCUGUCAAAAUCUAACGGCCGCGAAUGGAGUCAUUUGUGAUAAAUACACAAGACUAGCUACCUGAUCUGGUUGACUCCCUAGAAAAAUGGCCGGCACAUCCCAUAUGGUGUAAACUGCUUACCUCAACAUGUUCUUUCUUACCUUGCAGUCGUCUGAUGGCUUUGAAGCGAAUGGGCAUUGUUGAAGAUUAUGAGGUAAGAUAUUAAUUUCUAUUAUCUGAUACACAUAAAUGUUGCACAAUUCCAGUAUUUCCCCAAUAUUCCGAGGCUUUCUAGAAAUAACUUGGAGGAUUCCUGGAUUUCAGGAAUGUUUUAACUUUAUACAGAUCUAAUAUGACAAUAACAUGGCAUGUGUUUCUAUCCUACUGUUAAACAGAAAAUCCGGACGUUCACUGUAGCUGUGGUGGGUGUUGGAGGAGUUGGAAGCGUGACUGCAGAAAUGCUCACAAGAUGUGGCAUUGGUAAGGUAAUACAAAUUUCACAUUACUACAUCAACAUGUCUUUAUAUCAUCCGUUUCACCCUUAUGCUGCCGAUGGACAAUGUCCAUCAAUGCAACAUGCAUUGCGUCAUUCUACCUUAUGCGCCUUCUCUUUGUACAGCUCAUCCUGUUUGACUAUGACAAAGUGGAGCUGGCCAAUAUGAACAGGCUGUUCUUCCAGCCUCACCAGGCUGGCCUCAGCAAAGUAGAGGCAGCGGAACACACACUCAGGUACAGUUACCUGUUAGGGGGGGGGGGGGGGGGGCUGGUUAAUGCACCCCAUGUGUGAUACCCCAGAUAUUUACAUAGUUUUAUAUUAUAUCAUGUCACUAUAAGGUGCUUGCAUAUUUUUUUAAUUAUGUCAACAGGACUAUCAACCCAGAUGUGCAGUUUGAGACCCACAACGAUAACAUCACCACCAUGGACAAUUUUGCACAUUUCAUGGAUCGCAUAAGGUGAUAAGUGCUGUCCUCUCCUUUCUCAUAAGUGCCAUACUGCUUGUGUGGUCAUUUGUACAGAGCGUUUUCAGUAUUGAAUUGCUCCACUGUGCUGUUCCAUACAGCAUGAGUGUUUUCUCUCUGUUCUCUGACUCUCAAAUUCAAGUUGAUUAGAAAACAUCAUUGCAUAACAGUAUGAAAUUGGAUACUGUAAUGUACAUGAUGAGGACAACUCUGAGAUAAACACAUACAGUGCCUUCGGAAAGUAUUCAGACCCCUUGACUUGUUCCACAUUUUGCUAUGUUACAGCCUUAUUCUAAAAUAGAUUAAAUAAAUGUUUUGCCUCAUCAAUCUACACACAAUACCCCAUAAUGACCAAGUGAAAACAGGUUUUUAGAACUGUUUGCAAAUUUAUACAAUAAAAAAAACAAAUACCUUAUUUACAUAAGUAUUCAGACCCUUUGCUAUGAGACUCGAAAUUGAGCUCAGGUGCAUCCUGUUUCCGUUGAUCAUCCUUGAAAUGUUUCUACAACUUGAUUGGAGUCCACCUGUGGUAAAUUCAAUUGAUUGGACGUGAUUUGAAAGGUACACACCUGUCUAUAUAAGGUCCCACAGUUGACAGUGCAUGUCAGAGCAAAAACCAAGUCAUGAGGUCGAAGGAAUUGUCUGUAGAGCUCAGAGACAAGGAUUGUGUCGAGGCACAGAUCUGGGGAAGGGUACCAAAAAAUGUCUGCAGCAUUGAAGGUCCCCAAGAAUGCAUUGCCCUCCAUAAUUCUUAAAUGGAAGAAGUUUGGAACCACCAAGACUCUUCCUAGAGCUGGCCGCCCGGCCAAUAUGAGCAAUCGGGGGAGAAGGGCCUUGUUCAUGGAGGUGACCAAGAACCCGAUGGUCACUCUGACAGAGCUCCAGAGUUCCUGUGUGGUGAUGGGAGAACCUUCCAGAAGGACAACCAUCUCUGCAGCACUCCACCAAUCAGGCCUUUAUCGUAGAGUGGCCAGACGGAAGCCACACCUCAGUAAAAGGCACAUGACAGCCCGCUUGGAGUUAGCAAAAAGGCACCAAAGGACUCUCAGACCAUGAGAAACAAGAUUCUCUGGUCUGAUGAAACCAAGAUUGAACUCUUUGGCCUGAAUGCCAAGCAUCACGUCUGGACGAAACCUGGUGCCAUCCUUACGGUGAAGCAUGGUGGUGGCAGCAUCAUGCUGUGGGGAUGUUUUUCAGCUGCAGGGACUGGGAGACUAGUCAGGAUCGAGGGAAAAAUGAACGGAGCAAAAUACAGAGAGAUCCUUGAUGAAAACCUGCUCCAGAGCGCUCACAACCUCAGACUGGGGCGAAGGUCCACCUUCCAAGAAGACAACGACCAUAAGCACACAGCCAAGACAACGCAGGAGCGGCUUCGGGACAAGUUUCUGAAUGUCCUUGAGUGGCCCAGCCAGAUCCCGGACGUGAAUCCGAUCUAACAUCUCUGGAGAGACCUGAAAAUAGCUGUGCAGCAACUCUCCCCAUCCAACCUGACAGACCUUGAGAGGAUCUGCAGAGAAUAAUGGAAGAAACUCCCCAAAUACAGGUGUGCCAAGCGUGUAGCGUCAUACCCAAGAAGACUUGAGGCUGUAAUCGCUGCCAAAGGUGCUUCAACAAAGUACUGAGUAAAGGGUCUGAAUACUUAUGUGAUAUUUCAGUUUAGUAUUUUGUAUAAAAUUGCAAAAAAAUCUAAAAACCUGUUUUUUGCUUUGUCAUUAUGGGGUAUUGUGUGUAGAUUAAUGAGAGGGGAAAAAAACGAUUUAAUCAAUUUUAAAAUAAGUCUGCAACGUAACAAAAUGUGGAAGAAGUCAACUGGUCUGAAUACUUUUCGAAUGCACUGUACAAUCACAUAACAAUAAUCUAGGAAGGGGGUUAUUUUGGUUAAAGUUUCAGCAUCUAGAGAUGUAGGAUCUUAAUUUGAGCCAGUUUGCUACAGCAGGAAGAUAAUCCUGCAGCAACAAGAAAUGUGAAUUAUUAUGUGAUUAUAAUUAAUGGACAUUUUUGUAGAAGUCUGAAAUUUCAAAGUGGAAAUUAUAAAAUUCGAAAGCCUUUUCAACCCUCGAAUACACUACAAGUUUUACAGGAAUGUUCUCCUGCAACAGGAUGAUCAAAUUAAGAUCCUACGUCUUUACCACUGGGAAGCCUACAUUACAAAUAACUAAAAACAUUUCCACAUGUUCGCUACAAGGUCAGUCUGUAUGCUCUUCUGUUCAUCUGUGUGUUGUCUCAGUCAUGGGGCGCUUCAAGAAGGAAAGGCUGUGGACCUGGUCCUGAGUUGUGUGGACAACUUUGAGGCCCGGAUGGCCAUCAACACAGUCAGUACUAACAUAUAUCCCUCAUUCCCUGACUAUAAAACAUACAUUAUUGAGUUGGUGAAGAUCAGAUGAUGUAUGUUGGUCAUCUUCUUGCUGCCUAGGCGUGUAACGAGCUGAGUCAGAUCUGGAUGGAGUCAGGUGUGAGUGAGAACGCUGUGUCUGGACAUAUCCAGCUCAUCAUCCCUGGGGAGACGGCCUGCUUCGCAGUACGUCACAACACAAACUUACUGUAUAGGCAAAAGACAGUGUUCGAAAAUGAAUUGUGGCAGAUGGCGGUACACUAACCCAAUGUUACAUUUUAUGCCUUUCCAUAACCCUAACCCUUAUCUUAACUCACUGAAGCUAUUCCUAACCUUAACCCAACCCUUGUUCUUAACCUUAAUUAAUUUUCACCCCUAUACCCUUUUCCACCCCUAUGCCUAAACUUACGUUUUUUCUUUCUGGCAGCUUAAUAUAUACUUCCUAAGCAAUAUUGUUCUCUACUCCAUAUAAAUUGAUGUCUGUGAACUUACCCAAAACACAAGCUUUGUUUGCCAUAGAUGACAUGAGUUGAUGCUAUGGAGUUGAAAGUGAUCACCUGGGGUGUAUUCAGUGAUGAAACAUUCUGAACGUCUGUUCUACACGGUACAUUUCUAUCUGAACGUUCUGUAAUGUUACAUCCUCUGAACAUGGCCCUGUUGAUGUCAAUGCUGUGCAGUGUACUUAUCUCCUCCUCAAUGUGACAGUGUGCUCCUCCCCUGGUGGUGGCGGCCAACAUUGAUGAGAAGACCCUGAAGAGGGAGGGGGUGUGUGCUGCCAGCCUACCCACCACCAUGGGCGUGGUGGCAGGGAUCCUGGUCCAAAACGUCCUCAAGUAAGAUCUGAAUGACAUUUGUUUGUAAAUGAGUCCUGCUUCAUAUUCAUUAGGCACCAAAUGGUAUACAACGUAUUGAAACCGGGAGGGACUACCUGAACUUGUCCAAUAAGAAACACUUCAUUUUCUGGUGUGAAGCUUUUUGCUAUGAUGCGCUCUAAUGAAUACGACCCUGAUCAUAGCCCACAAUUCACAAAUACCCAUAACAGGGUUUCCUAUGAAGAUAUUCUAGUAGUGGUUUGUGGUCCUCAGGUACCUGUUGAAGUUUGGCACAGUCAGCCACUACCUGGGCUACAAUGCUAUGCAGGACUUCUUCCCAACUAUGGCCAUGAAGGCCAACCCCACUUGUGAUGACCGCCACUGCAGGAAACAGCAGGAGGACUAUAAGGUGACUGACCAAGGAGGCCUCUCUCUCGCUCUUUUCUUCUCUCUCUCUCUCUCUCUCUCUCUCAUAUAUCAUGACCUGGGCUGUGUGAGGGAUGUACAUGACCUGGAACAGUUGUAAUUCAUUGGUGUGUGUGCUUUGUGGCCCAAAGAAAAAAGAGGCAGAGCGGCCGAAAAAGGUUGCAGAGGAGGCGGUAGAGGCGGCGGUGGUUCACGAGGAGAACGACUGGGGUGAGUUAGCUAGAGCGUUGAUAUUACCUAAAUGUAUUGUCCAUUGUAAGUGAUCCUGUCUAGCUACCAUUACUGACCUAUGUUUUUGCUCUGUUAGGUAUUGAGCUUGUGUCGGAGCAGACAGACGAGGAACUCAAGGCCGCCUCAGGCCCAGUCCCUGACCUCCCAGAGGGCAUCACUGUGGCCUACACCAUCCCUGAGAAGGUCAGUACCAUACAAACCUUAUAAGAAUACUAUAUUAUUGUAGCGAUCUCUUAACGAAUGGCGACAAUGCAAUGCUCCUUGUUGGUCUCGAACCUGGGUCUUCCAGCCACUAGGCAGACCUUCUAAACACUGCUCCAAUAAGGCAUCUCAAGUAAGUUUAGACUAAUAAUGACCUUUGUCUUCUUGUCCAGGAGACAGGGGCAUCAGGAGGGGAGACGGUGGAGGAAACGGAACAGAGUCUAGAGGAGCUGAUGGCUCAGAUGAGGAAGAUGUAACUAGGACCAGACAAUCAUCGUUAUCAUCGUCAUGCAUCGCUUAUCUCAGCAACAUCGCAGUGAACCUACACAGCAAAUUGGCCAGUGUUACCUAGUGUUGAUAUUUCAGUGUAACAUUUCUGUUGAUUCAGGAGGUAAAUUAACUCAGUUUUAAAUUAACACUCAGUUGUGUAAAAUAACCCCAGUGUUGGUAUUAAUAACCAAAUGCUGGAUAUCCCCACUCUGGCUGGAUUCCAAUAGGAAUUACACAUAACUUUGCAAGCCAGCAUAAUGUGACUUGCAGGUCUGAUGUGGCCUGUAAACCAUGAGUUUCAGGCCACUGUAUUAGAGUAAAACUAGGCCCACAAAAUAAGGCCUUUUGAAAUACGUUUUGUAUU
Molecule: messenger RNA, 6017 nt
Organism: Coregonus sp. 'balchen'
Lineage: Eukaryota; Metazoa; Chordata; Actinopteri; Salmoniformes; Salmonidae
Source: the annotation of a GenBank genome assembly